Molecule: messenger RNA, 579 nt
Organism: Entrophospora sp. SA101
Lineage: Eukaryota; Fungi; Glomeromycota; Glomeromycetes; Entrophosporales; Entrophosporaceae
Source: the annotation of a GenBank genome assembly
AUGCAAAAUAUAAAAUGUGUUGUUGUUGGUGAUGGUGCUGUUGGUAAAACUUGUUUAUUAAUUAGUUAUGCAACAAAUGCAUUUCCGGGUGAAUAUAUUCCAACUGUUUUUGAUAAUUACUCAGCUAAUAUCACAGUUGAUGGAAGGCCAAUAAAUCUUGCACUUUGGGAUACAGCCGGACAAGAAGAUUACGAUAGAUUAAGGCCGCUUUCAUAUCCACAAACUGAUGUCUUCCUGAUUUGUUUUUCAAUAGUUAGUCAAUCAUCCUUUGAAAAUGUUAGAACCAAGUGGUAUCCGGAAAUAUCUCACCAUUGUCCUGGAGUACCAAUAAUUUUAGUUGGUACAAAACUUGAUUUACGCGAAGACAAAGAUACUCUGUUGAAGUUAAGACAAAAAAAUCAAUCACCGUUAACUUAUCCACAAGGUUUGCAAUUAGCAAAAGAUAUAGAUGCAGUGAGAUACAUGGAAUGUAGCGCUUUAACUCAAAAAGGACUAAAAACUAUUUUUGAUGAAGCAAUACAGGCAAUCUUAAGACCUCCACCUGUUAAAAAGAAAAAGUCAAAAUGUAUUAUUACUUAA